This is a messenger RNA of Capsicum annuum, 312 nucleotides long. RefSeq lists its product as uncharacterized. The coding region runs from base 1 to 312 and encodes 103 amino acids. The record is from RefSeq and is a predicted model, not a curated record. Lineage: Eukaryota; Viridiplantae; Streptophyta; Magnoliopsida; Solanales; Solanaceae. The transcript has a single exon.
AUGGAGAAGACGUAUGACAGAAUCCCUAGAGAGGUUCUUUGGAGAUGCUUGGAGGUGAGAAGAGUGCAGGUGGCGUACAUCAGAGCUAUUAAGGACAUGUACAAUGGAGAGAAGACUCGGGUGAGGACGGCGGGAAGAGACUCAGGGAAUUUUCCUGUAGAGACAGGUUUGCACCAGGGAUCAACUCUCAGCCCUUUCCUUGUUGCGUUGGUGAUGGACGUGUUGAUGCGGACUAUUCAAGUUGAGAUGCCGUGGUGUAUGUUAUUUGUAGAUGAUGUAGUGCUGAUUGAUAAGAAGCGAGGGAGGGGGUGA